AUGUUAUUCCUCUCUUGCAGACAGAUGAGGCUGCCAUUUCAAUUUCUGUACUCGUUCACUUGCGAAAACGACAAAGACAGGAGACUCUUCUGCUUUCUACCCGAGUCAAGGGUUGGAGAAAUUCUGCGAGAGCACUUCACACUGCCGAAACGAAGUCGGAAAGUUUCUCUUCAUAUCUCCUUGCUCUCCGCCUUGCUCUUCGUCUUGCUCUCCGCCUUGCUCUCCGUCUUGCUCUCCGCCUUGCUCUCCGUCUUGCUCUCCGCCUUGCUCUCCGUCUUGCUCUCCGCCUUGCUCUCUGCGUCUCUUGACACAUCUCUCUUGCAGUGUCUGCUCCGCAAGACUCGUUCUUGGUCUUGUCUCAACCCUUCACCAUUCCGUAGCCUCUCUAAUUGGGCAGCAGCAACGCUGCCCAAUCGUUAUCAUUUGCCCAUCUCAUGUGCCUCUCACACCUCGCAUGUUCUCUCCCCGCACUGCUCCGUUCUCACACCUUCCAUACAUCUCCCUUUACUUUCAACGACACAUUUCAUUGCAACCCCCCCGCCCUUCAAUUUAGCGGAUUCUUUACAAUGCCCAAUCCGCGCGUUUUCAAGACCUGUCCCAACCCUCGCUUGUGUCCUUAUAUAUUUUUUUCUUCAUUUUUUUUCCCUCGUUUAUCGCCGAUUCGGUCCUCCUCCGAUCGACAUUGUUUUUCUUUGCUACCAUUGCUGCAGUGACUACUAG
Molecule: messenger RNA, 720 nt
Organism: Acanthosepion pharaonis
Lineage: Eukaryota; Metazoa; Mollusca; Cephalopoda; Sepiida; Sepiidae
Source: the annotation of a GenBank genome assembly